CUGCGGAGGACGAGGCUGUAGGUGCAGAACGGAGCGUUGUGCCAUCAAGUGCAGGAGACUCUCGCGGAAGAUCGGCUGCAACGGCUCUUGAUCUCAUCUCAGCUGCGAAGUCUGUAAUCGAUUUAUCAACGACAACAUGAUGACCUUCCGCCCAGCUGGCCUUUUAUUCCUGGCUCUUGCCUGUGUCAUUCUCGUCACCGUUCAUGAAACGGAGGCGGCGCCGUCGUGCGGGGCAACCAGGAACCACGUCGACGAGUCCACCUGCAAGCACGGCACCGUGGAGGACUGGUGCCGCAACCGCGUCUGUGCCAAGGGCCCCGGCGAGGAGUGCGGCGGCGAGUGGGGCGAACUCGGCAAGUGCGGCGGCGGCAUGUACUGCUCGUGCGGCUUCUGCUCGGGCUGCAAUACCAACCUGGAGUGCUGGUUCGGCCACUUCUGCUAGGGCUUCCGCCUCUGCCACAGCCCGGCCGCUUCUCCCUCCCCCGCUUCCUCCUUGGACUCCCCUCGCUGCCCGGGUCCAAGGGCCGCCCCACCGUCGAGCUGAACGUGGGCGGGCCGCCUCGGGUCGCACUCGGGCCCUUCCAUCAGGCAGGAAUGGAAGGCCUCGUCAGGUCGUCCACUAAAAACGGUCUCGGUGGCGACCCUCUCCCUACAGUACCUCGACCGCCGCCGGGAAGACGACCACAGUUCACUUUUGUUCUGUAUCCUCUCACUUCUAUAUUGUUCUGUGAGAGGAGAACAUAAGUAAAUAGAUACAUACAUACGUACAUAUGUCCAUAUAUUUGUGUGUGUAUGUUUAUAUAUAUAUGUAUAUAUAUAUAUAUGUAUAUAUAUGUGUGUAUAUAUAUAUACACCAUUGUAUGUAUAUAUAUACAUUUAUGUACAUAUAUGAUUAUAAUCUUAAAUCAAAAUAUGUAUGAUAAUCCUAUACAAAACAUCUUUUUUAGAAAAAAUACAUAUAUAUAUACACACACACACACACACACAACUAAACUUACAAAUAAAGGAUCAUCUUUUGAUGUUCUCCCAUGUGAUAAAGAAGUACAAAUAAAAUUAGUUGGUUAAAGA
Messenger RNA from Penaeus indicus, 1068 nucleotides. RefSeq names its product neuroparsin-A-like. NCBI's taxonomy places the organism in Eukaryota, Metazoa, Arthropoda, Malacostraca, Decapoda, Penaeidae. The transcript is spliced from 4 exons. The record is from RefSeq and is a predicted model, not a curated record. Bases 137 to 442 code for a protein of 101 amino acids.